This is a messenger RNA of Enterospora canceri, 1389 nucleotides long. NCBI's taxonomy places the organism in Eukaryota, Fungi, Microsporidia, Enterocytozoonidae. The record is from the annotation of a GenBank genome assembly.
AUGCAAAAGGCAAAAAUAGAAGUGGCAACUGCUCAGAGCGACUCAUUGCAGGAUGAGAGGGUGGAAUGGGACUCAGAGGGAAACAUGAGCACGUUUGUGGAACAGGAGGAGUCAGACAACACCAAAGAGGAGUCUCUGAGUAGCAUAGCAGAAGCAGAUUUCUCAGAAAUAUUCUUCGAUAACCUGGAGCCAGCCAAGGCAGAGCAGUUUGCAACUGGAUUUGUGACAGGAAACAACAAGAGCAUCCACGUGGACCAGGAGAAGAUAAAAGAGGCAGAAGAGAAGCUUGAAUUAAACAAAGAAAACAUUUCAAACAACAAUUCAAGGAAGGAAGACGAAACACCGAAUGAAGCGAGCACAUUCACUGGCUUCUGUACAGGAAACAAUAAGCGAAUCAAAGUAGGAAGCAGUCGAAUUCAGGUGGCAGAGGAGCAGCCAAAGGGAGCACCAAUCAGGAAGUACAACAGUCCACAACGAGGGCAUUUCACCCAGGUUGUCAGAGACGAGAUCAAAAUGAUGGAAUUGUACGAGACGUGUAGGCAGAUAUUCAGCAAGAAGCCACUUGGGUGGAUACGGGAGCAGUUCAAGUGGAUUUGGCUCCAUUUUGUGCUGAAUCCAAUCGACUACGCGAUGCUCAGGGACGAAAUGAUUCGAAUGAUGAAUUUCAGGGUGAAAAAUGAGCAGUCGUUUUUCAGGGGUGUUUUGGAGACAUCGAUUCCACCCUUCAAGUAUUGCGUAUUGGGAAUAUUGGGUAUCAAAAAGGAGACAGUUGAGUUGUUUGAUGGAUACUACAGCCUGGUUGCUGAGAUAGACAGUCAGACACACGCGUACCUGAAGCACGCUGACUUUGGAUCCAAAAUCCACGUAUUUGGAAUGGAGCUGCUUGUGAAUGGGCCAUGCGACAUCCUGGAGACCAAUAGAGCCACUCCCAUUCUCAGACUGUCCUACAACAGCGUGAGACUGUGCCACACGCACCAUGCAAUUGGAUUCAAGAACAAAAUAGCAUUUAUGCGCAAAUUGAAUGAAAUACGGCAGAAUGGAGGCGUAGUCCCUGCCAUAGAAGUCACCAUCAGCCGCGUCGUUGAUGAGCUGUUUCUUGUCGUAGUCGGAAACUACCGCGUGAAGACAGGCGACCUUGAGGGUGAAUUUGAUAAAAUCAGGGCGAUGGCUGAGAAGGCGAAGAAGGAGAUCAGGGCCGAGGACGUCGUGGUGCGCCGAUUUGCGACUGUGGUGGUCGAAGACGACUCGACCUCUGCCCUGCUGACGUGGUGGAAUCCGCCUGAAAUCAGGGCAAAUGAGACGUAUCGGAUCGUCCACACUGCUCCUCGUCAAAGCAGUAGCGGAUUGCACCUGAAUACGACCAGAAAGUCCUUCUAUCAGCGAAUCUGA